Trifolium pratense (red clover) is the source of this 2254-nucleotide messenger RNA. RefSeq names its product probable methyltransferase PMT23. The transcript has 8 exons. The record is from RefSeq and is a predicted model, not a curated record. Lineage: Eukaryota; Viridiplantae; Streptophyta; Magnoliopsida; Fabales; Fabaceae. Gene Ontology annotation, molecular function: methyltransferase activity. Gene Ontology annotation, cellular component: trans-Golgi network; cytoplasm; endosome. The coding region runs from base 182 to 2065 and encodes 627 amino acids.
AAACGGUCAUAUCAAAUGUUAGUUGAACGAGUCUCAUUAGCAUGUUUUCCUGCUUUAAUAACUAACACAAACAUAUACAUGUUGAAAAAUAUGAGAUCAGUGUGAUCCCAACAAAAUUUCAAUUCAAGAAAGAUACAAAACAAUCUUUUUGAUCUGUUAACCUCUUCCUUGUAAAUCAAGAAUGACAAAUUUAUUCGAAUCCCUCUUCAAAGACAGAAAGUCUCCUGUCAUUUUCACCCUCUUUACAUUGCUUAUUUGUGUCAUGACACUGUUUGUCGCCAACACCUCUACAUUCACGACCUCUGAUCCGAUUUCCUUCUACCCUGAUGAUAUAAAAGCGCAGCUACCGCUUGAACACGAUGCCCUUCCAGUACUCCCAGAUUCAAAAGAUCAACAAGAACACCGUGCCCCUCCAGUACUCCCAGAUUCAAAAGAUCAACAAGAACCGCCAAAAGAUCAUCAAGAACUGCCACAUGAAGGAUUGCUUCAUUGGGAAAAGGCUUUUGAUAAUAAUGUUUCUGUUGAUCUGAAUAUGAAUUGGAAGCUUUGUAAAGGUGCUGUGAUGGUAGAUUAUAUGCCAUGUUUGGAUAAUCUUAAGGCCAUUAAGGCUUUAAAGUCAAGGAGGCACAUGGAGCACAGGGAAAGACAUUGUCCUAAAUCUGUUCCUCGUUGUUUGUUACCCCUUCCUAAAGGAUAUAAAGUCAAGGUUGCAUGGCCUAAGAGCAGGGACAUGAUUUGGUAUGAUAAUGUACCUCAUCCAAAGCUUGUUGAAUACAAGAAGGAACAAAAUUGGGUGGUGAAGACAGGUGAAUAUCUUGUAUUUCCAGGAGGUGGUACCCAAUUCAAAGAAGGAGUUAACCAUUAUAUUAAUUUCAUAGAGAAGACUCUACCAGCAAUCCAAUGGGGAAAGAAUAUAAGGGUUGUGCUCGAUGCUGGUUGUGGAGUUGCUAGCUUUGGCGGCUAUCUUCUAGACAAGAAUGUUAUUACCAUGUCAUUUGCACCAAAGGAUGAGCAUGAAGCUCAGAUACAAUUUGCUUUGGAAAGAGGAAUUCCAGCAACUCUUUCUGUCAUUGGAACACAAAAGUUGACAUUUCCCGAUAAUGGAUUCGAUUUGAUCCAUUGCGCAAGAUGCAGGGUGCACUGGGAUGCCGAUGGCGGAAAGCCAUUAUAUGAACUCAAUAGGAUUCUUAGGCCUGGUGGUUACUUUGCAUGGUCAGCUACACCAGUUUAUCGCAACGAUGAAAGAGAUCAGAAAGUAUGGAAUGCCAUGGUGACUGUAACAACAAAUAUGUGUUGGACUGUUGUGGCUAAGACUUUUGAUUCAUCUGGAAUUGGACUUGUUAUAUACCAAAAGCCAAUCUCAUCUUCCUGCUACGAAAAACGCAAAAAGAACAAUCCUCCUAUAUGUAAAAAUAAUGAAAGGAACCAAAUCUCAUGGUAUACCAGACUGAGUAGUUGCCUUAUUCCUCUACCCGUGGAUGAUGCAGCGAGAUGGCCCGUGUCUUGGCCUAAUAGGCUUACUAGUAUACCUCCUAGCUUAUCUUCUCAAGUAGAUGCCGGCAACAUGUUCGACAAGGAUACUAAACAUUGGUCUAGAAUAGUUUCAGACAUUUAUAUGGAAGCUCCUAUAAAUUGGUCUACUGUUCGAAACGUAAUGGACAUGAAUGCCGGUUAUGGAGGAUUUGCUGCAGCUCUUAUUGAUCGACCAGUUUGGGUGAUGAAUGUAGUGCCAAUCGAUAUGCCAGAUACUCUUACUGUCAUAUUUGACAGAGGCUUAAUAGGAACCUAUCAUGAUUGGUGUGAAUCCUUGAGUACCUAUCCUCGCACAUAUGAUCUUAUUCAUUCAAGCUUCCUCUUCAAAAACCUCGACAAAAGAUGUGACAUUGUAGAUGUGGUUGUGGAGAUAGAUCGCAUAUUGAGACCAGAUGGAUAUCUUUUGGUUCAGGAUUCAAUGGAAGGAAUUAGAAAGUUGGGUUCAAUAUUGAAUACACUUCAUUGGUCUGUUACAUCUUAUCAAAAUCAGUUUCUUGUUGGUAGGAAGAGCUUCUGGCGUCCAAAACCAUAGAAAGUAGAAACUGAAUGAUGAAUAGGAUUCAUUGUUUGUCAUAUUCUUUGCUAAAAAAUGUGAGGUUUCUCAUUUUGGAAAAUUAUUUUGUAAGGUGGAUACUAAAUAGGUAAUCAUUCGUAUCAUCGCGCGGUGAAAUGAGAACUAGAUGAUAUAAUUAGAAAAAUCCAAUCUUACGUCCUUCAAAUU